Molecule: messenger RNA, 1136 nt
Organism: Sipha flava (yellow sugarcane aphid)
Lineage: Eukaryota; Metazoa; Arthropoda; Insecta; Hemiptera; Aphididae
Exons: 4
Coding region: 152-901 (249 amino acids)
Source: RefSeq, a predicted model, not a curated record
GGUUCCUCGAUCAGUCGCAGUAAAAAACGAACCGUCAACGAGCAUACUAGCGUGUUAUUUAGUACAAUACAAACCAUUGCACUGUGAUGCAUUCACGCACGUAGCGGUUACUUCGGAUGAAAUGCAUUGAAUUUGAUAAAAGAAAUUUACCAUGAUUUGUCGAAACCUUUUAUCUCUUAUAAUCGCGUGCUCUGCUUUAAAUGGUAUGUCGUUGGCAGCCACCAGAAUGAUAAAAGAAUCUCAUAUGAUUAACCGUCAGAAGAGAGUGAGCCCGGAAGAUACAGCUGACCGACGGGACACGUCCGCGGACAGUCAACAUUUCUUGCCCGCGUUCGGACCGCUGUUCAGCCAAAUCGGUCAUUCUCGUCCGCCCAGGCUGUACCAGGAGUCAGAUUACCUGCCCGAGCUGACGCCGCCGUAUCUGACCAUGGCCGCGUCCAACCAAGAAAGCGCCAUGUUGGGCUCCGGCAACUUCGGCGUCAUACCCGGCGGCACGUACUACUCGGCCGGCGAGUCCGCCGCGUCCGUGUCCGACCCGUUCCUGUACGACGGCAACAGCCACGGCCGACCGCACCGGUAUGUUCAGGGACAGCGAAUAAAUGCUAAUAGGUUUUCUGGAAAUCCAAGACCAUCGGCAUUCCGUGAUCCGGAUGACUUUUUUGCUGGAUUCCGAGACUUUGCGGAUAUCACAGCUCCAACCAAGUCGUCUUUCUCACAAUACCAUAUGGUAUACGCUCCAAUAGAUGAUUUACCUGCCAGCGAAGAGAAGGUCAAGUCAAAAACGAAGAGAAAGUUGAAUAAACAUUUAGAAAACGAGAAGGAUAAAACAAUAAAAGCUAAAAGAAAAAUGCAUAUGGGCGAAAAAGAGUUAUACGAACCGAUGAUUGCACUCAGUCGAUAAUGAAGAUCAAUUUAUUUCAAUGUACAAAUUUUGAGAAACUCUUUUCUGUUGACUGUAUAUAUAUAUAUAUAUAUACUUAUAUAUAUGUUAUGGUAAAAAUAUAUCAACAUUCUAACCAGAAAAGUUGGUGAGUUUUCUCUCUAACUAUAAACUUAGUUUUGGCAUGUUAACAAGGUAUAUUUUAUCAUUAAAAUAUUUGUUUUCCCAAAAUAUACUAGAUUCUGAGUAAUAAAUA